Chara braunii is the source of this 2715-nucleotide messenger RNA. Lineage: Eukaryota; Viridiplantae; Streptophyta; Charophyceae; Charales; Characeae. The record is from the annotation of a GenBank genome assembly.
GCCAUUGAGAUACUCUGAUGAUGCGAUGCCCCAACCGUUUUUGUUUCUUUAGAACGUAGUCAAUCAAUCUGCGGCCUCUUCUGGAGGGUUGUACAGAGAGGAUUGCGUAGGCCCAUCUACGCUUUUCGUAAUGGGAUUGAUGAGGGCGGAAGGAGUUGUGCAAUGGCUGCAACACGUCAUUUGCUAGUUGAUGUACGUCCCUCUUGUUUUCUUUCGUAAGACAUAGCGGUAGGUAGGUAGGUAGGUAACACUUCAUACUUAGAGCUGUGACAGAAUGGUGUCUGUUGUUUGUCCGUUGUAAAAAGCGAAGAGUCAGUAGUCCGUUGUAAAAAGCUAAGAGUCAGUAGUAGUUGGAACGUGAAGCAUGUUAGUUGCGUAAACCAUGCAGGUGGUGUUGUGCAUGCUUAGGACACGACAUCCUGUCUUGUCGACAUCGGGCAUUUUACUUGUUUUCAUGGAUGGUCAUCGUGAUACAAUGCAUGGCAGCAAGCUUCUCGCCAUCCCUCGAUCAUCAUCGCAAUUCGGUGUGCAUUGCAACAGGACGCCGACUCUGCCAUUGGCAUUGAAUGCAUGGCAGCGGAAUUCUCCCUCCGCACACUGUCGACACGCUUCUCAAUUGUGGGCAUGUGCAUGCGCACUCGCAUGUACAACAAAUAGAGAGAGGGCGGAGAGACCUGGCCGCGCUCGUUUCCGCGGUAUCGUUGGCAAGGCCAAGAGGAGGCAUGCCGUGAAACAAGUGGAGUUUGUAGAUGGUUGAACUUUAAACUUUCAGAUAUUAGGUCACUGGUACACGUUUAAGUGGGGCCAAGGAUCUCGAAGUAAUCUCCUGGUCAGCCUUCCGCAGAGCGUGUUAGGAGUCCAAAGUUCUCGUUCGUCCGCUCUAGAUACAGCAAGUGUAGGAAAUGCAAGUAAAGCAUUAACUGCAACAAGAUAGAAUGACUGAACUGAACAUCUGUGCUCUGAAUAAAAAUUGUUUUGAUGAGACUUUAAGCAUCUCUGAUAAUGGAUUCCGGCAGAGAAUCAAGUGUGCGCUCAUUGAGUUGGCUUUAAACUGCCAGUACACGGGCCCACGGGCCCCAGCCUUGCGGAUCACCUACAAAUUUUUCGGAGGCUCGGGGCUGUCGGACGGCAAUGGCUGGCUGGUGGCGCCAGCCAAAACAGAAAAGAAGUGCGCUGCUGGCCGUUCGGAAAAAAGCUUGGCGCACGUUGCAAGCACUGCCAGGCCCAGGUGUACUCGUGGUUUAGCGUGAGUGCCUAAUGGGGCUUGUGAAAGAGAGAGGAUGGACUGCUUUCUAUCCAGAAGAACGAAGGGCGGGAGUCUGGUUCGGAGUUGGGAAUGAUAUUGAAAAGGAGAGGGCUCUUUCUUUCUUGCUUUCUUUCUUUCUUUCUUUCUUUCUUUCUUUCUUUCUUUCUUGAUUCAGGAAUGAAUGGCAAACGAUCAUUUGCUGUUACGCCUUUCUACUUCAGUUAACAUGUGGAGGAGGUUUUGGUCGGAGCAAGUCUGUUGUAGUGCAGGGAGAAGGGAGAGGGCAAUGGGUGGUGUGGCAGGGCAGGGGGGGGAGUGGGAAAGGGUAGGAAGGGUUGUGUAAGCUGUAGUGCUGACGGUGCUAUAUAGGAAAGAACACACAAUCGUAUGCCACAGAAAGGCUGGAAAAAGAGACAAAGUCUGUGGCGAACAGCGUAGUAGCGAGUUACGCGGUGGCAGAACUUGGGGAGAAUCGCACCGCACGAUAGUUACUUUGAGGUUGGUGAUCGUCUGCUGGCAGACCCGUGUGCACUGGCUGAGUGCGGUGGCCUUCUGAAAGUGAACAUGGUGGGAAUCCCUUGGUAGUUUCUUUGAUGUUGGUGAUUGCUUGGUGUCAGAUCUGCGCUCGUUGACUUAGUGCGGUAGGGUGAAGUUCAAGGGUGAAGAGGGCUGUUAGCCAAGAAUUGAGUGGUUGAUGGUGAGUGGAUUCAGUGGAAUGAAGUAUCAGCUGGCAUGCAUGGCUACAAAAUGUGUGCUAGAUCCACAGCAUUUGCCACGUUGCGGGCUAUGCGCACGCUUUCUUGUGUUCUAUAUAUAGCUCAGCAAUGUCGCUUCCCGAAUUGAGUUCCCUGUUGCACACUCUUUCUCGUGUUCUAUAUGUAGCUCAGCAAUGUCGCUUCCCGAACUGAGUUCCCUGUUGCGCACCCUUUUAGAACGUGGACUGCACGUUGGGGACCGGAGCUGUGCGCCUUUUCCCAGGUGCUAACCAGCGGUAGGCUGUUAUGCAUCUAUCAGAAAAAAAAGACGAUAAUACGGCAUUCACUGCUGAAAUCUUUGCAUGGAGCAGGAGGGGUCAAAUACGGGGGUCGUACUCUUUCCUUGGGGUGGAAUCUACUCCAGAUAUAAGGUCAUUUACAUUGCUGCUUCAGAACUGGCUGCUGUCUGGUAGGUUCCGUCUGCCCUGGUAAUUACUGGAUGCUAAUUGUUUCAGCUCUCAUGGAUUUAUGUGAGGUAUUCGUCAUCUCACACGGCUCCUCCUGCUUCCGAAAAUUCUAGUGCAUUUCCUUCCUGUUUUUGCACAUGAAGUUGGCAACAUCCCUCGGUUGUAAAUGGGAAAUGGUGGUUGAAGUAGGGCAGGUGGUAGUAUAUGAUCACAAUGGAUCCCAAGAUUAGGAGUCUCUCGUCAGACUGGUAAAAUGUAUCUGAAAGGCAGGUUAAAUUCCUGGUAUUAAUGAAGGGGUAGUGAGUUU